UGUCUGUGUCUCUGCGUGUUUGGAGUCCUCACAACUGACGGCAGUGUCUGGGAACAGGAUUAUUUGAAUGUGUAAUUUGACACUGCGUCUGGAAACCAUAGUCACGGAUUAUACACAGAAACCCGUGCUGACGAUUCAGGCCUGUUGGUUCACUUUCCAGUGGCGGAAUCGGACGGAUCCGUGUCUUAUUUCUAUUGCUCUUGGAGCCGGUCGUAUUGCGGUUGGAUUGCAGCAUGAUCGCUGCGGUCUGUCUCUCUGUGCUCUCGCCCAUUCUGCUGACCAGAUUGUGCCUGGCCCAGAGCACCGAGACCUCCCUCUCCUUUGUUCAGCCGCACUCCUGCACCAACUCCCAGUUCUAUGAUGUGUCCAGUCUGCAGUGCUCCCCGUGCGGCACGGAUCUCAAGCGAAGCGCUGACGGUCUCCGUUGUGUCUGUGAUGUUGGUUAUACAAUGUUUGAUAGUGGAUCUCCCAUUGCACAAUGCAGUGCCUGCAACGGAAAAGAUCAAGUUGUGUCGGUGGACAAGAAACUCUGUUUGACGUGUGUAAACUGCCAGCCAUGUCGAAAUGAUGGAGCAGUUCAAGUGGAAAACUUGGCCAUGAAGACAGCAAGCUGUAAAACCUGUUCCAACAAGACUGUGCCAAAUGCUUUGGGUAACAUGUGUGUACCCUGCCAGGAAACUUUCAUUUUGGCUACCGAUAGUUGUACAUGUCCUUCCGCCAACUUGAAAGGAGGUCUCUGCUUUGGAAACACUAAAUUACCACCUCGUGCAGGAAGUUUGCCAGACUCCAUCUGGUAUGAAAUGCACCUUCAAGCAAGUUACCUGGCAUGCUCAAAUGUGACUUAUAGUAAUCAGACAGCAUGCCAGCUACUCACUAACCUGGUGAUACUAAAUGUGAACGCCUUAGUCAAUGGCGAGGCCUACAUUCUGUACAGUUCGAUAACUCCCACUACUAACUACCUCCCGAAACUCUUCUAUGUGGAUACGAAUAUAGCAGCUUCCCUGGGACAAACAGCCCCGAAGGGCCUCUCUUUCAAAAAGGAUUCACAGAUCACCUUGAAAAUUGUGAAAUAUGAUGCUCGUGGGAACUUUCUGGGCUGGGAAGAUGUAAGAGGGGGUACUUUACAGCUAUGCCCUGACACUCAAAUAUUGCUGGAUGCAGCGUACAAAUUUGGCUCUUCCUAUGUCCAGACUUGCAAGAUGCAGAUAUCGGAUCUUCUCAGCCGAUUCCCAGAGCCUGUCCUUUAUGAGCUCUUCCUCCUGUUCAAUGAUAGCCAAGGAUUCCAGAAGGUCUGGCCCAUCCCUGUGUGCAAUCUGAAUCUAGGCAGGAGUGGGACACGAGCAGGAGCAUUACGGAGAUUCUUUUUGGUUGAUGGGUUGACAGGGAGGAGGACCAGUCUUAGUAACCCACCGAGCACUGUCACCUAUGCUAAAGACAUUGUACUAAGGACCUACCUACCGACGAAGAACCCAACCAGAGAGCCGCCAUUUUUACUGACAGUACAAUAUGCUCAAGUACAGGAUCUCCGUGCACAAGCGCAAGUAACAUUUGCUGUGCGUUAUGAAAUGAACUAUGCUGUACACAAGAGAGACACCGAUAUAGCCCUGGGCGUUCUUGGAUCUCUGGCUGUUUUCAUUGCCAUGCUGGAGACGAGCAGCUGGAGACGGAGGAGCGGACUAGAAUUUAUAGACGUCGUGACGAUUGUGAAGUAUUUUGCCUACUUUGCUGGUGCCCUGUCGAACACCUUUUUCCUCGUCACAUUUGGGACGGGUGUUUAUUGGCUCGUUGUGUACAAGGGUCAGCAGUCCACAGUUGAGGUAACACUGCCCCCUGCUGGUGGGAAGAUUGAAACUGACUUCAUCAUCUAUGUGGCUUGUGCAUUUGGACUGAAGGCCCUGGAACUGAUUCACAUCCUCAUUGUCCAGGUGUCAGUAUCAAUCUUCCUGAUUGACUGGGAAAAGCCAAAAGGCAGACCGCUUCCUAAAGCAGCAGAAAACAAGUCGCCUCCCUCCUCGGUCAGUAUCUGGAGAACUUACUUCAUAGCUAAUGAAUGGAAUGAGAUUCAGACUAAAAGAAAGAUAAAUCCAAUCCUGCAGCUCUUCGUCAUUCUAUUGCUGCUGGAGGUCAUUGGCUUAAAGAACAUCGCUAGAAGAGACCUGAAUUUGAAUCUACAUCCAGGAUCUGAUGUUAGUCUGGCUCCCUGGAGCCCAGUUCUCCGAUAUGGAAUAGCAGUAUCCAUGUGGUUGGCAGUCGGCUUAGCUCAAGUAGUCUUCUGCAUUGGAUUCUGUGAGCGAUUUGUGGAAGACAAGAUUCAGCAGUUUGUAGACGUGUGCUCCGUCAGCAAUGUAUCAGUCUUGGUCUUACUGCACAGGUGCUAUGGUUACUACAUCCACGGACGGUCAGUACAUGGACAAGCUGAUAUUGGUAUGGAGUCAAUGUACCUCAACCUCAAGAAAGAAGAGGAUAAUCUUUGUGCAAUGAGAGGUCUAGAGCCCAACAUGGACGUCCAGACCUUUGAGAUCUUAAUUUCUAACAAAGUCAGACAACAAUAUGAUCGGAUACUAUCACCACUCAAUGAGGCGGCAAAUGUAAAUCGAAGCAGUCGUGAGGAUUCAGCCGCUCUGCAGCAGAACCUGAAAGCCUACUUCACAAUGAAUAAGUUCCUUUCAUCUUUUCUUGAGCACGCCUACAAAGACAUGGACUAUGUGGUAAGAGAAAAACUCUUCCUGGAGAAAAUCUUGGACUUUGAGUUUCAACGAUCAGACGAUAGGAGUUUCUUCUACAAUGAUGACCGGACCCUCUUCAGCAAUGUCCUUUAUUAUGGCCAUGAGUUGGUCCUGUUGCUCUUUGAUACUCUUCUAUUCUCUGUAGUGGAUCUGGGUGCACAGGACUUUGUGCUGGCAGCAAUCAUCACUUACCUGGUGCAAAAAAUUCUGGAAUCAAUAAGGAAGGCAAUUUCAAGGAGGAACUUAGCCAUGAAGACACUAGUAGAUGAAAGAUUCCUUAUCUGAACUUUCUUUACUGUCGAGGAAUGCUGUAUGGACUGGAACAUCUUAAUCCUAACUGCGCUCACACAAGUAUGACUUUAUUUUGAGAGCAAUGGGCUGAUGUGUGUGGUCCAGUGUUAUCCAAAGGAACAAUUGAGUGGCAAGAUAUAAAGCCCAAUAGAUAACCUGCUACCUCCCAGAAUAAACAGUGCUGUCAGAGUUGAGUAGAGUGACUGAAGGGAAAUUCAGUAAAGCAAUCAGAGAAAUAGUGAAAGUGUAAGGCUGGCAGUUUGCAGUCUGAACCAGGUUUUCCAAUAUCUUCUGACUGGACUAUCUUGCUAUGAAGACAGCAUUUAGCUUAGAACAAGCCUGAGGUGGCACUCAGAAGACAGGGAAAAACGAUUGAUCACUUUGUGAAGGUUUCUCAUCACAUUGGUGGGUGUGGAUUAAGUUCCGGAAUGACCACUCCCUGCCCCCAACCCCCAAGACGAUACUGGGUUGAGAAGAGCUUCACUGCAUCAGUGGGUGUUCAAGGCCUUCAAUUCUAGGAUUGACACUGAGAGGAUCCAAGUUUGGGGUGGGUUGGUGAUGGGGCUACCCAAUACUGGUUGGGUGUAUUCCAGUAAGUUACAUCACAUGGCCUUCUGUCAGUAGUUGCCCUACCCCCACAAUGCCGCCAUUGGUCCAGCCUCCAGGUCUUUCCCACGGUCAACUGGAAACAGAACUGACUUUGUUACCCAAUUGCACUAACCUUUACUGUCAACGAAACAACCAUUUUAGCCCCCCACCCCCAUCUCCAAUAUUUUUCUGCAUUCCAAAUAAAAAAGAAUGAAAUAAACACAAUUUUACUUUUAUGCCCGUUUGAUCUUUCUCACAGCUGUUUGCAGCAGUGUGCUGUAAAUUAACCUUCAAUUUGCGACAUUUCAGGACAACCCCAGAAGCUUGAUAACCCAAGGAGCGGGAGGGGUAGUAGAGUGGUGGGAAGAGACUUUGUACUAGAUGUGAAUACAGGACAUAUGUAGGAGCAUAGGAACAGGAGGAGGCAUACAGCCCCUUGAGCCAUUCAAUGGGAUCAUUGUUGAUCUGCGACCUAACUCUGUCUAAGCUCCUUUGCUUCGGAUUUCUUAAUACAUUUGUUGAACAAACUCUAUCAAUAUAAUAAAAGCAAAAUGCUGCAGAUGCUGGAAAUCUGGAAUAAAACCAGAAAAUGCUGGACAAAGUCAGCAGGUCUGGCAGCACCUGU
Messenger RNA from Carcharodon carcharias (great white shark), 4230 nucleotides. Its product is annotated as meckelin-like. The transcript has 28 exons. The record is from RefSeq and is a predicted model, not a curated record. Lineage: Eukaryota; Metazoa; Chordata; Chondrichthyes; Lamniformes; Lamnidae. Bases 234 to 3011 code for a protein of 925 amino acids. Gene Ontology annotation, cellular component: ciliary transition zone; MKS complex. Gene Ontology annotation, biological process: cilium assembly.